Messenger RNA from Centropristis striata (black sea bass), 1417 nucleotides. RefSeq names its product guanine nucleotide-binding protein G(o) subunit alpha-like. Gene Ontology annotation, cellular component: heterotrimeric G-protein complex. NCBI's taxonomy places the organism in Eukaryota, Metazoa, Chordata, Actinopteri, Perciformes, Serranidae. The coding region runs from base 121 to 1251 and encodes 376 amino acids. Gene Ontology annotation, biological process: adenylate cyclase-modulating G protein-coupled receptor signaling pathway. The transcript has 10 exons. The record is from RefSeq and is a predicted model, not a curated record. Gene Ontology annotation, molecular function: G-protein beta/gamma-subunit complex binding; GTPase activity; G protein-coupled receptor binding.
AGGACAUGCACACACGUGCUCCUAAUUAGGCUAAUUAGCUCCGUUUGUUGCUACUAGCUGUGUUUGUUAGGAGUUUAGGUUGUGAAUUGAACAACAGCGGCGUCCGGAGUAAAAGCAGAGAUGUUUUGCUGUCUUAAUAUACUGCCAGCCCCACUGCAGGUCUGCAUGGGAACAUGCCUGCACCAGGAUGUGACAGAAGAGGGUAAAAAGGCUAAACUCCAGAGCUCUAAAAUAGAGCAAGACAUUUGUGAACAUGCCCGGACUGAGAUGAAUGUGGUGAAAAUCCUCAUGCUUGGAACUGCCGAGAGUGGAAAGAGCACCCUGAUCAAACAGAUUAAGAUAAUCCACAGUAACGGCUUCUCCAAACAGGAGCUCACGAGUUUCAAGCCUGCAGUCCUAGACAACCUGUUGACCUCUAUAAAGUUUGUUCUUCAAGGAAUGGGAAUGCUGAGGAUUAACCUCGCUAACAAGAAGAACAAGAUGCACGCCCGCUCCAUCCUGUCCUGCAGUCAGUGUUUGGGGGACGACCAGGAGCUGUUCCCGUUUGUGGCUCACGCCAUCUGUGCGCUUUGGGCCGACCAAGGGGUGCGAGCAGCUGCAGCCAGAGGCUACGAGUUUGAGCUCAACGACUCUGCACUCUAUUUCUUUGAGAACAUGAGUCGAAUCAUCGCUCCCAAAUACGUUCCCACCGAGACAGAUGUUCUGAGAGUGAGGGUGAGGACCUGUGGAAUCAUCGAGACGCAGUUUCAACUUAAUGAAAUGAUCUUUCGGUUGUAUGAUGUGGGAGGCCAGCGGAGCGAGAGGAGGAAGUGGCUCAACUGCUUUGACUGUAUUCAAGCUGUGCUGUUUGUCGUGGCCCUCAGCAGCUAUGACAUGACACGGACAGAGGCCGCUUCAGGGAAUCGGCUGCAAGAAAGUCUAGAACUUUUUACAUCCAUCUGCACCAACACAGUCUUUAGCAGCAUCUCACUGAUUCUGUUUAUGAACAAAACUGACCUUUUCCGGGACAAGAUCCUACGCUCUGGAAGACAUUUGAGAUUCUACGUUUCCAGUUACAAAGGAGCAGACGGUGACGUGGAUGCUGCAGCCCACCACAUCACUGCCAUGUUCUCCUCAUGUAACAGCAGUCCCAACAGACCCGUGUACCACCACUACGCCACUGCCACAGACACCGCUAACGUACAGGUGGUCUUCCACAUGGUCAUAGAUCAGGUUAUCAAGGAGAAUCUAGAGGAUGUCCAGCUGCUGUAAAAGUCUUCUAAAGGUUGAGAUUUUAAUUUCAACAGUGUGUUUUUACCUGUGGGUCAAUGUUUCUCAUUUUAUAAUAACUUAAGUGGCUACGACGCUCAAGAUAAUAAAGCUGCACUUUACCCAAUUUAUUUUAAAAACCUUUUAAAUAAAAUAUUUAUUGAUACAC